CUUUGUUGACGCUUCCAUCAUAAAUGUCAAGUUGAGAUUGGCGUCGUGGGGUUAUUUAGUUAUUGUGUUGUCUAAAAUUACAAGAAUAAAUCAGAACAGUGUUUUAAUAUAAAAUUAGAUUGUAACUUACUAACGAUGCCUUACGCAAAUCAGCCUUCAGUCCACAUAACAGAACUGACAGACGACAAUGUAAAGUUUGUUGUUGAAGACACCGAACUCAGCGUCGCUAACAGUAUGAGACGUGUUUUUAUAGCCGAAACACCGACGAUGGCUAUAGAUUGGGUGCAACUGGAAGCUAAUUCCACUGUACUCAGCGAUGAAUUCCUGGCUCACCGCAUCGGCCUUAUUCCGUUGAUAUCAGAUGACGUCGUCGACAAAAUUCGGUAUUCCCGCGAUUGUAUGUGCGCAGAUUUCUGUUCAGAGUGCAGCGUAGAAUUUACCCUGGAUGUAAAAUGUACAGGUGAUCAAACAAGACAUGUUACUACUGCUGACUUAAAAUCAAGUGACCCACGAGUGGUGCCGGUGACGUCACGACAUAGGGACGAGGACCAGGCCGAUUACGGCGAGACAGAUGAAAUCUUAAUAAUUAAGCUUCGUAAAGGGCAAGAGCUGAAACUGAGAGCAUAUGCGAAAAAAGGUUUUGGAAAGGAACAUGCCAAAUGGAAUCCCACUGCGGGUGUGUCCUUUGAAUAUGAUCCAGACAACAUGAUGAGGCAUACUCUGUUCCCUAAACCAGAUGAGUGGCCUAAAAGUGAACACACUGAGUUGGAUGAGGACCAGUAUGAAGCGGAGUUUAAUUGGGAAGCUAAGCCAAACAAAUUCUUUUACAAUGUUGAGUCAUCCGGAGCACUAAAACCAGAAAACAUAGUACUGAUGGGUAUUGUUGUGUUGAAGAACAAAUUGCUCAAUUUACAAGUACAAUUAGCACAAGAAGCCCAGAUUGAUGCAUUAGCUAUCAAUUAAAUUAUUAGACUAGUAUUAACUAUGUAAU
This is a messenger RNA of Spodoptera exigua (beet armyworm), 991 nucleotides long. The record is from the annotation of a GenBank genome assembly. NCBI's taxonomy places the organism in Eukaryota, Metazoa, Arthropoda, Insecta, Lepidoptera, Noctuidae.